GUACGCUGGGGAGCGCGAGCGGCACAAGCGGCCGCGGGUCCGACCGACGAGCAAGAAGAUGCACGCCCCGCUCGCUGGAGUGAGCCUCCUCGUGCUCUGCUCCACGGGUUGCAGGGGGAUCGUGACUCCAGACACGGACGUCUAUCCAGAGGCUUGGGUGGCCGGCCAGUUUUCGGGUUUGCUGUCGACGCUGGCGAACGGUUCACAGACAGCCGAGCCCCUGGCGGGAACCGCGUCCUUCCUCUCUCACGCGCCCGGCUUCGGCGUCCCGUCGACCUUCGUGGGGACGAAUGAGGCCCUCAGGGAACGCGAGGUCGAGGAGAAAGUCGACAGGGGCGGCCACCCAGAUGACGGAGGGGCCCCGCCGGCUGCGGGUGGCUUCACCAGAGAGGCUGUGCCGCUCUCGCGCCCUGGGCGCAGUGCCUGGCGAGUGCUGGCUUCGUCUCGGGGAGGUGUUCGCAGCGGCGCUGGCGGGGUCACUUACAAUCACUACGUGAAGGCGGAAAGCCAGGGGCCUGGCCGCCUGGUCGACGGGUUGGUCUCUUUCAGGUGCGACGUGGAGGAGGGCGACAGGGUCCGCUACCAAGGCCUCAGGGACGAAGUCAGCCAGCUCUCCGGCUCGGACUGGGGCGGAUGGCCGCUCUCGGGUCCAGGCGCUGUGCUGGGGCGCUGCAACUACAUCCUGCAGACUGACGGAUACCCCCGGGCCCGCCACUCCCUGUGGAAGAGGGACGUCGGCUUGGGCCCUUGGGAGGUCGUGAUCGCUGAGCUCGAAGGGGCGAUGCGCUGCCUCGAGCACGUCGUGCUCUACGACCAGCUGAACGUGGCGAGGCUCGCUUGCACAGGGUUGCCCUGGGCGCGGGCCCAGCCUUGUGAGCUCAAGCACAAGGAGAAGCUCCUGCUGGUAGACGUCGCCCACGGCUACGAGGCCAACGAGUACAUGCACAUGGUCACGAACGCCACUUGCGUUCAGGUGAGGGUCGGGCCAGUGCUGGAGGAGGACAUCUCCUCGAACCUGCAGAAGGAGGGAUCCCUCUUGAUGGAGAGUUGGGGGCGGAUGGAGCAUCGUGAUCUGAUCAGGCCUUUACGCCAUGCUUCUACGCCCAGCCUGGGUGACGCCAUGGACUACGGGAUCGUGGCCAAGCGGAAGGCUGGAUGCCGUGCGGUCCGCAAGCGAGCCAACGCGAGUAUAAAUUGGCGUUUGUGGGCCAAUGAGACGACGAGGAGCCUCAACCGCAGGUACGGCUGCUCGGACUUCGACUCAGGGCUCCACAAGCCGUCGGCCAGUCAGAUGAAGGUCUUGGAGCGCAUCUCCGAAUUGGUGGCUUCCUCUGGCCCGCCUACUUGCACCUCCGCGGAAGCCUUUCAUGAGCUCUGCGGCGCCCGAGCGGGACCAGGUUACGACAUGGUCGACGCCCCGAAGUCGAGGUACCAGCCAGGUUUGGUCUCGUUGCCCAAGGAGGGCAGCCUGACUGACGGCAGCUCUUGUCUACGCGGAGCUGCACUCGACUUCUGGCGCCGGUGGCACGAGCUCCUCUUGGCGCCCGAGCCGGCCCCCAAUGACAGUGUCCCCGAGAAGCCUCAUUCGGAUGAUGCCCUAAUUCACAACAAGUGGGAAUAUGCUAGAUUAUGCUCAUCAUUGUUUAACGCUAACAUGCUGGAGCUUGGGGACUACGAGGACCCGACAGUCGGCGUCUUCUUUGUUUCAAAGAAGGACCACACUCUCAGACUCAUCCUGGACACGCGGUGCGUCAACAGCCUCUUCGCAAAGCCGAAGCACACGCAUCUUAUUUUUCCUGCCGCUUGGGCAGCCGUGCGCACCAGGGCUGACGCCCCGCUGUAUCUUGCUCAGAUGGACGUCCACAACGCCUUCUUCAGAGUGAGGGCCCCGCCAGGCCUCAGCAGGUUCUUUAGGCUGCCGCCGGUGGGCGCGGAGUCGCUGCGCGCCGUGAACCCGAUGGUGAGCACGGCGGCGAUGUCGGUGGGCUUCACGGAGUCCGACAUGUUGCUGGACAAGCGUGCGAGCCCGAACUUCCGCGAGCUGGGGUCAGAGGCCACGAGGGCGGCCGUCUACGUGGACAACGUCGGCAUCUUCGGACAGGAUAAGCCCAGCGUCGACCUCGAGGCCCACGACGCCUUGGUGGCCUUGGAGCGCGCAGGGCUGGCCUGCAAGGGUGUCGAGCCCGCUGGGGGCCGCCAGGAGUUCACAGGCUUUCUGCUCGACUCCGACUCUGGCACCAUCUUGGUCGCGUCCAAGCGCCGGUGGCGGGUUCGUUUGGCCUGCCUGCACGCGCUGGGACUUGGCCGCAUGACGGG
This is a messenger RNA of Prorocentrum cordatum, 2316 nucleotides long. The record is from the annotation of a GenBank genome assembly. NCBI's taxonomy places the organism in Eukaryota, Dinophyceae, Prorocentrales, Prorocentraceae.